UCACACUAUUCAUUAGGAUUAGUUAGUUCUCCUGUUGUUGUUGUAGCGCUGAUUGAGGUAGCGCUGAUUCGAUCGCAUCAGAACAUUCAUUCACAUUCAUAUCCUCUCUCUCCGAUCCCAAUGGCGGAUGAGAGCCCCAAACCAGAGACCUUCGAACUCAACAAUGGAAGCAUGCAGGUCCUCCUCACCAAUCUCGGCUGCACCAUCAUCUCCUUAUCCGUACCUGGAAAAGAUGGUGUGUUAUCUGACGUUGUUCUUGGCCUUGAAUCUGUUGAAUCCUAUCAGAAAGGUCUUGCUCCUUAUUUUGGCUGCAUUGUGGGUCGAGUUGCUAACCGAAUUAAGGAUGGCAAGUUUACACUUGAUGGGAUUCAUUACUCUUUGCCUAUCAACAAUCCACCAAACAGUCUCCAUGGUGGAAAUGUUGGGUUUGAUAAGAAGGUAUGGGAGGUAGUUGAACAUAAGAAAGGCGAAACCCCCUCAAUCACUUUUAAGUGCCACAGUCAUGAUGGAGAGGAAGGUUAUCCUGGGGAUAUCACUGUUACUGCCACUUACACACUCACCUCAAGCACAACUCUGAGGCUUGACAUGGAAGGAGUGCCAAAGGGCAAGCCCACCAUAGUUAACUUAGCUCAGCAUACCUACUGGAACUUAGCUGGCCACAACUCAGGGAAUAUACUUGACCAUUCAAUUCAGUUAUGGGCUAAUCAUAUCACACCUGUGAACGAGAAUACCGUGCCAACCGGUGAAAUCAUGCCAGUGAAGGGUACCCCUUUUGAUUUUACAUCUUUUAAUAGAAUAGGCAGCACCAUUAGUCAGGUUGGACUGGGAUAUGAUCACAAUUAUGUGCUUGAUUGUGGGGAAGAGAAAGAGGGUUUGAGACAUGCUGCAAAAGUGAGGGAUCCAUCAAGUUCAAGAGUACUUAACUUGUGGACAAAUGCCCCUGGUGUGCAAUUUUACACUGCAAACUAUGUGAAUGGUGUUCAAGGAAAAGGAGGUGCUAUAUAUGGAAAGCAUGCUGGGUUAUGUCUCGAGACACAGGGAUUCCCUAAUGCCAUAAACCAGCCAAAUUUUCCUUCUGUUGUGGUUCGUCCGGGCGAGAAGUAUCAACAUACCAUGUUGUUUGAGUUUUCACUUGAGUGAUGUUUGUUGGAGUGGCAUAGCAAUCAGGUAGACAUCUUGAUCUGCAUAUUAUGAUUUAGAACCUGAACUUAGUAGGCUUCUCCUGAAAUAAACACUUGUUUGUGUUCAAAUAAUUGAAUGAUCAUUUCAUUGUCUCAAUUUGUGCUGUUUUAUCAAUUCUAAAAGUUGACAUUAUAUUGCAAAA
Messenger RNA from Glycine soja, 1324 nucleotides. Its product is annotated as aldose 1-epimerase-like. Gene Ontology annotation, molecular function: aldose 1-epimerase activity; carbohydrate binding. Gene Ontology annotation, biological process: glucose metabolic process; beta-D-galactose catabolic process via UDP-galactose, Leloir pathway. Bases 121 to 1140 code for a protein of 339 amino acids. The transcript is spliced from 5 exons. The record is from RefSeq and is a predicted model, not a curated record. NCBI's taxonomy places the organism in Eukaryota, Viridiplantae, Streptophyta, Magnoliopsida, Fabales, Fabaceae.